AUGGGCAGUAGCCGUCGAAACAUUGGCGUCCAGCCUGUCUUGGAUGGAAUCGUUGACUAUCUUCCUGAUCCAUGCCAACGACCUCCACCACUCUUAAUCGCCAAUACCCUGGCUCGAAUUCAAAACUCCUCAGCCAGUCAAGGUGAUCAGGUUCCACCUGCUCUCCUCACUUUCAAGAUUCUCUUUGACCCUCAACGUGGUCCCUUGUCGCUAUGCCGCGUUUACUCCGGUCAUGUUACUCCUGGCAUGCAGAUAAAAAACUGGACACGGUCUGACUUGGAUGCUUCUUCAAUUACUGAAAAGAUUGGAGGUCUUAUGCAAUUAACUGGUGAUGCAUAUGAGAACAUUGAACGCGCUGGUCCUGGUUGUAUUGUUGCACUGAGUGGUCUACAAUCAACGAGAACCGGAGAUAUUCUCGGUCCUGUUGUGACUGAAAGCGUGAAUAAAGCAGGAGAAGGAGAAGAUUUGAUGGAAGGUAAUUUGGAAAGUGAAUUUGUUCCUCAACCGGUUGUUCAUGCUGCCCUUGAACCACGAAGUAGCUUAGCAUUCAGGAAUUUGGAAAAAGCUCUGACCUGUAUGCAACGAGAAGAUCCUAGUUUUAAGGCGACCUUUGAUCCUGAGACAGGCCAGUGGGUGGUAGCAGGAAUGGGAGAUCUUCACCUGGAAGUAGUAUUGUCUCGACUACGACGGGAGUACAAGCUGGAAGUUAGUAUGGGCCCACUGCUAACCUCUCACAAAGAGAUGCCUCAGGCUGGGCACAAGUUUGUUUCGACUUCAAUUAACACUGGUUUGGUUGGCGGUCGACAAAGGACGAUAUUCGUGGAAUUGGAGGCCUUCUCAGACGGAUAUUUGUCAACGUCCAAUAAAACUCGCGUUUCCUUCGAGAAAGGUUGGAAUCUUGAAAAUCUCCAUGGUGGUAAAAACGAAGGUCCCCAAUCCUCAGCCAGUCACCACAAGGUGAUGGCCUGCGUGAGACAGGGCUGUGAAGUGGCAAUGGCAACUGGGGGACCCCUUAUUCGUUCACGAGUUCUCGGAGUGGGAGUGCGUGUUCUCCGCGUUGGUCAACUCUCAUCAACCACCUCAACCAGUGAUGACGGUCUGACAAGACUUCAGGUGCCUAUGUCCUCUCAGAGCUUCGCUUCGUUUGCGGCACUUCUGCGCUCAACUGUUAUCAAAUCGGUUAAAGACGCGUUGGAUGGACUCAAGGAAUGGAAGAUCUUUGAACCUUUCAUGGCUGUUGAGAUUCAACUACCUCUGGAUGCCAGUGAGACAGUUUGA
Messenger RNA from Rodentolepis nana, 1278 nucleotides. NCBI's taxonomy places the organism in Eukaryota, Metazoa, Platyhelminthes, Cestoda, Cyclophyllidea, Hymenolepididae. The record is from the annotation of a GenBank genome assembly.